AUGGCAAAGAAUGGGGCAUCUUCUUCAAAUCCUAUUGCUACAUGGAAUGCCCACAAUAUAUCUAUAUUUUGUGAUAUUUGCAUCAAGGAGGUUGAGGCCGGACAUCGUCCAGGCACUCACUUUGACAAAGAUGGAUAUGCAAAUAUUAGAGCUAACUUCAAAGCAGAGACAGGGCAUGAUUAUGAAAGAAAGCAACUGAAAAAUAAGUGGGAUGCACUUAAAAAUGAGUGGAAGUUGUGGAAAGAUCUAGUUGGUAAAGAAACUGGCCUAGGGUGGAAUUCGAGCAAGGGUACCGUUGAUGCCUCUCAGGAGUGGUGGAAUAAUAAAAUUCAGAUAAACAAAGAAUAUGGAAAAUUCCGAAAAAAGGGCAUUAGUCCUGAGAUGGAGGACAAGUUAGAUAGGAUGUUCUCGAAUACAGUUGCUACCGGUGAACAUGCCUGGGCACCUUCCUCUGGAGUACUACCACCAGAUACAAGAGAUGAAUCUAUAGGACAAGUUGAUUCAGAUGAUUCAGAUGAAAUUGAGACCAUGCAGGAUAUAAGGCAAGCUAGUUACAGGUGUAUAUUCAAUAUGAAUACCUCUGAUGAUGAUGUUCAGGAUUUGGAGGAUGGUGUAAUUAUAUGCGCUGUAGCGAGAGCUGUUGAAACAUAUUAUUUAAAAUAUGUCCACAAAACUCCGUGUAUGAAUUCUUCCCAAACAGAUAUCGUAUGUAAGAUGGCAAUAGAUAUUAUCAAACCGAUGGAUUCUGAGUUUCGUGGCAUUCCCCAAGAAAUAAGGAGAGAUACAAGAUACAUACCUUAUUUUAAGGAUUGUAUUGGUGCCAUAGAUGGAGUACAUGUUGAGGCUUCAAUACCACCUCCAGAUCAAGUUCCAUACAUUGGAAAAUAUUACUUGGUAGAUGCGGGGUACCCACAAAUGAGAGGUUAUUUGGGACCAUAUAAAGGUGAAAGAUAUCAUCUCCCGGAUUUUCGUAGGGGUCCCGAACCAACGGGUCAUAAAGAGGUAUUCAACCACAUGCAUUCUUCUCUAAGGAGCAUCAUUGAACGAACUUUUGGGGUAUGGAAGAAAAGAUGGGCAAUUUUAAGGGAUAUGCCUAAUUACCCGUUCAAUAAGCAAGUGAAGAUUGUCAUUGCUACAAUGACUCUUCAUAACUACAUACGGAGGUAUUCUGAAAGUGAUCGUCAUUUUGAUGACCCCAGGGACUAUUGUGAAGAGAGCGAUAGUAGUGAUGAUGAUGAUGAAGAAUACCAAAAUUAUCAAGUUGAAGGAUCCCAUGAGAUAGAAGCAUUAAGAAAUAGAAUAGCAGCAAGUUUGAUGAAUGCAUCUAAUUAG
Molecule: messenger RNA, 1332 nt
Organism: Malus domestica (apple)
Lineage: Eukaryota; Viridiplantae; Streptophyta; Magnoliopsida; Rosales; Rosaceae
Source: RefSeq, a predicted model, not a curated record